This is a messenger RNA of Polypterus senegalus (gray bichir), 922 nucleotides long. RefSeq names its product tripartite motif-containing protein 16-like. The record is from RefSeq and is a predicted model, not a curated record. Lineage: Eukaryota; Metazoa; Chordata; Cladistia; Polypteriformes; Polypteridae. The transcript is spliced from 3 exons. Gene Ontology annotation, molecular function: protein binding. Bases 82 to 720 code for a protein of 212 amino acids.
GCUGAUUUCUCAUCUGAGGACCUGAGAAAGGAGCUGUCAAGUCUGACAAAGAGUCUGGAGAAGAUCAGCCAGUGGGACAUCAUGACAAGGCCUCCAUCAGCUCAUGAAGCUCCAGUUUUCGCCCUCCAGCCUCCUGAACCUCAGAGCAGAGACGACUUUUUAAAAUACUUCUGUCCCCUCACAAUGGACAUUAACACGGCACACAGAGACCUCUGUCUGUCUGAAGGGAACAAGAAGGUGACACGUGAGGGGACAGUGACUGAAUAUCCUGAUCAUCCUGACAGAUUUGACUGGUUUUGUCAAGUUCUGUGCGGAGAGGCUCUGACUGGGACUCGCUGUUACUGGGAGGUGGAGUGCAGUGGAGACAUCAUGAGGAUUGGAGUCGCAUAUAAAGGACUGAGCAGGAAAGCAGAGGAUAAGAAGUGUGUCCUUGGAAACAACAAGAAGUCCUGGUGUUUGCGGUGGUCUCGUUCCCAGUACUCUGUGCAUCACAAUAACAAGAAGAUUGUAAUCGGUGCCCCCUACAGCCCCAGAAUAGGUGUGUAUCUGGACUGGCCUGCUGGCUCUCUGUCAUUUUAUCGCGUCUCACACACAAUGACCCUCCUGCACAGGUUCAACACCUCCUUCAUUGAGCCCCUCUGUCCAGGGUUUUGGCUUAACAAUAAUUCCAGUGUAACCAUCAGCCAUCUGACACCAUGUGACUACUUACCAGUACCCUGAACCGGUCACUUGAUGUCCCUACAAGCUCAGGUGUCUUUGUGUUUGGAGUUUGGAGUCAAAAUUAAAUUUUCCACUAUAGGUGGGGGGGCAGCACCUCUGUGAGUGAAUUGGUGGAUGAGAAUGCGGGGCGAGGCGGCUGUCAGGGUCUCCAUUAUUAUUGGGUCUGAGUAGCCAAUCAGGUGUGUGUGUCAUAGUGAGGGGC